This is a messenger RNA of Sus scrofa (pig), 3918 nucleotides long. RefSeq names its product chromosome 1 C18orf54 homolog (gene C1H18orf54). Lineage: Eukaryota; Metazoa; Chordata; Mammalia; Artiodactyla; Suidae. The record is from RefSeq and is a predicted model, not a curated record.
GCCCGAGUGCCACGCAUGCGCACCGCAAGCCAGCGCCAUGUUGGGUCAGUUUGAAAGCGAGCGCGGGCGUCUCCCUCGGCUGUGACGGCGGAGGAAUGUGCUAGCGAGACGAACCUGAGGCUGGGCGGCGUCCAGGUAGCAGAAACCUCUGGCCACUCGUUUAACAUUCUGUCCGUCAGAAUGAUGGGUUUCCUUUUAGAGAUACAAACGGAAGUGUUUACGGAAGAAAUGUUGAUUUUAAGAGAAAUGAAUAGAAAUAACCUAUUUUGAGGAAGCCAUGGCAGAGUCAAAUAUAAAACACAGAGCUUGUUCUCGGGAAUCUUCAGUAUCUUCUCUGUUAGCAAGCUGCAGCCUGAGUGGUAGUAAUUCCACUAAUUCUGAUGGCUCUUUUCAGUAUAAGGAUAAACUGUACAGUUCAGCAUCUCAGGCUCUGCAGGCCUAUAUUGAUGAUUUUGAUCUAAGCCAAAUGUAUCCGGGUGCAGGCACUGGAAAGAUUAACAUUGAUAAAUGUUCUGCUAAUAUGCCAGAAUUCUCCAACUAUAUUUAUAAACCAAACAAUGCUUUUGAAAAUCUUGAUGACAAGAAAAGCUCCUUGUCCUUAUACUCAAGAGAACAUACUCUUAAUGACAUAGACUCCAUAAGCCUAACAACAGAUGAUCUAUUAAGACUUCCAGCAGAUGGAUCAUUUCCUUUCACUUAUAUUGGAUCAGGCCAUGGAAUUAGCAAGAAAAGCAAGAAACGCAUUGGAAGACUCAAUUCAUCAGUCAGUGAAAAGAAUCAAAAUUUUCAAGAACCCUCCACUUUCAUGGGCAAAGAUAACUUAGUUACUCCAGUUGUAUACACAAAUGUAAAUGGAAAGCAAUGCGGUAGGCUGAAAAACCCAAAACUUGUGAAUAAGGCUAAUAAAUGUGUUUCUGUACCAUCUUUAUAUUUUUCCAAGAAAUCAUCUUUUAGGGACAGUUCAGAACACAGUCUUGAAAAGAAUUACCCAAGAUGGCUAACUAGCCAGAAAUCGGACCUUAAUGUUUCAGGGAUAACUAGUAUACCUGAUUUCAAAUACCCAGUCUGGCUCUACAAUCAAGACUUACUACCUGAUACAAAUAGUCAAAGGAUUUCUAAAAUAUUUGAAGAAGAUCAGUAUUCCCCUAGACAUAGUUACCAGGCACAAAGAACUUCUCGGCUAAUGAAUAAAUUAGGUUGCUUUGAAUAUUCUUUUGAACCCUCAAACAUUUCGCAUUCCUUGAGUGAUAAAAGAUUAGUUAAUGAAUAUAGAUGUGAUUGUGAACAUAGCCAGUGUCAGUGUGAGAAUCCACUUCUCCCAGGAUCCAAAAAGCCAUUCAGUGGUGACAAAAUUGAAUUGCUUAUCCUGAAGGCCAAGAGCAAUCUAGAGCAUUGUACUGAAGAAUUACCGAAGUCUAUGAAAAAGGAUGAUAGUCCUUGCUCAUUAGAUAAACUUGAAGCAGAAAGAUCAUGGGAAAAUAUUCCUGUCACUUUCAAAUCUCCUGUUCCUGUUAAUUCUGAUGAUAGUCCUCAACAAACUUCAAAGGCAAAAUAUGCUAAAGAAUUCCUUGAAGACUUUUUAAAUAAUGAUAAUCAGAGCUGUACUCUCUCUGGAGGGAAGCAUCAUGGUCCAGUUGAAGCCCUGAAGCAAAUGUUAUUUAAUCUUCAAGCAGUGCAAGAAAGUUUUAGUCAGAAUAAAACCACAGAGCCGAAGGGAGAGAUUAAACAAGUUUCAGAAGAUGAUUUCUCUAAAUUACAACUGAAGGAAAGUAUGGUUCCUAUUACUAGGUCACUUCAAAAAAUUUACUUAGGAUUCUCUUGAUGGUGGAAAAGUGAAACUUUUGAUUCUGAUUGUCAUGAUGUAUAUGUGUUUUUUUGUUUUCAUAGUUCAAAAAUAUAUAUGAUUUUUUUCCUCCUUUACUUAGUCUAUAGCAUUCUGGAUGGAGAUAAUGCCUCUUUCUUUGUAGCUUGCCAUAGUACUUGGUUAUAGUGUUUUAUAUCUAGUAGGAUUCAGUGAAUAAUUAUACUAAUAACUAACAUUUAUUGAAUAUUACAAAGUAUUAGUGUUCAUAGUGCUAUUGUAUGUAAUUCUUGUGAUCUUCACAACCCUAUGAGGUAAGUAUUAUUAUUAUCUUUAUAAUGCAGAUCAAUUAAUAAAAAUCAAGUAACAAAGUAACUUGCCAAAAGUUACCACUGGGAGGGAUUCAAGCCAGACAAUCUGAUUGUACAGCCUGUGUUCCUAACAUUUUGCUCAUUAAUGAUAGUGGUGUGUUAUACUUUUAGAACAGGUGCAAUGCCUCAAUAGAUUAUCUAGGGUAAAGACCUCAUUCUGCUUUAAAAUUUGAAGUAAACGACCUCAAGCUUUCCAUGGUUGUUGAAAACAUUGGUAUUGAACUUGUGUCACAGGCUUUUUUUAAAUGUGUUUUCAAGCUAAAGUACAUACCCUGGAAGAUGUUUUUCUUGGUACAAAUAAAUGAAUCCUGGGCCAUAAGUAAUUAAAUGAGCACAAAAAUUGUUACCAAUUAUGGGUGCAAAAUUUUAGCAUUUUCUAUAAUUUUUUUCAUAGUAGUAACCUUUUCUUAACAUACAAUCAGUAAUCUUGCCUUCACAUAGAAUAGAUUCAUAUUUUGUUAAAUGGCUUUUAGCUGUUGAUCUGUUGGAUUAGCUGAAGCAAUUUUAAUUUGGCUUUACUUUACAUUUCAAAGGUAUUAGCAAUAAGGCAUUUGUGCUCUUAUGAAGUAAGUUUAUACUUACAAAAGCAUGUUAGUACUUUUUUCCCCCAUUAUUUUCAGUCAUUAGAUUGACAAUUUAAAAAUAAUUAAAUUUCAGAAUUCCUCUUUCUAGACUGGGAAAUCAUUCUGGUUAGGAUUACGGUCAUUUUUUCAGAUUUUUUAAAAAAAUAGACUCAAUUUCUUUAGAAGUUACAGAUGGUGCUUUAAUUGUGCUUUAAUGAACUUUCCUGGGGCUUAAGACCUAUUAUGUUUCUCCCCGGUCCUCAUAUAACUGUUUUUUCUUUUUGACAGUUUGGAUUGCAAACUAGUUUUAAAAUAUCUUUCGUUAGUCUUAGGAAACUCCACAAUCUCAGUAUGGGUUUGUUUAGUCCCUUGGAUGCUCAGUUUGCUUAUGUUCUCGCAUUAGAAAUAACUGAGAAAGAGUCAUUGGACCUGAAGUAUAAAUGACUUACAGCAUCUUAAAAAGUUAUUUUUUUUCCAGAGGGAUUUUGUUUUUAAUAGAAAUCAAAGUUGUAAUUGUUUUAUAUCCCUAUAAUAUUUAGCUGUGUCUUAUGCAUUUACAUGUUAAAAUUUUUGUCUUUAAUGAAAAGUUUGUAGGUUUUGAGCUAAGGCCUUUUCUAGAAUCUCUUAUUAUGUCAUAUAAGCCUAGGCUGGUUGUAAAGAAUGAGUACUUGCGUAUUGAUCGUGUACUAUAAAGGUGAGCAAUAAAUGGUUACAGAAUCAUGAAUUAUACAAAAAUAAUUUGUUUUUGGCUUCAGAAUAUGUUGUUUUAUAUAUAAUUUGGAGAUGAAUGUGUAAGAUUUAUAAGUCUCAAUACUAAAUGUCAUUGGUGAAGACCAAACUUAAUAAUAGCUAGAAAGUUGUCUUGUUUCUCAGAUCUCUUUUCCUGCUCAAUUUUCUGGACUUCUCUUUAUAGCAGGGAUAGAAUUAGCUCUCAGACUUGUAAAAUCCAACCCUAAAGCAAAUAUUUUUUCUUUAUUUGGAUGCACUUAUACUUUACCUAGAUCUCAGAAGUGGUAGACAGUUUGUUCUGAAAAGCCACUCAUUUAGUUCUUGCUAGAUAUGAGGCUGAAUAUAGGCCAGUAGGUACAGUAUUUAUAAGAACAGCCAGUAUAGUAGUACUUAUAGAAAAACAUGUAAGAUAUCAAUGAGUGAUUUAAAAUAUAGCUGAAUUGCCAUCACAUAA